AUGACUACACCAUCGCCGCUUUCCCCGGUUUCUAGAAUGAAUAGUUCGGCUGCAUUUGCGUUCACCGAUGUAACAACGGAGGAAGUCAAACGAAGAAAAAAGCAUGAUAAACAUCAUCGUUUCUUGUUUGCUAUGGCAGCAAUUGCAGUUCUAUUUAGUAUAGCUGCGGUCAUUCUUGUACCAAUUCUAGUGACGACAUUAACUCGUAAAUGUUCACCGUCGCCAUAG
This is a messenger RNA of Adineta ricciae, 228 nucleotides long. The record is from the annotation of a GenBank genome assembly. Lineage: Eukaryota; Metazoa; Rotifera; Eurotatoria; Adinetida; Adinetidae.